AUGUCUGAUCUACACCAUUUGCUCACAUUUCCUAAAAGACCGUUGGAACGGUCGUUUUACGUCCCUGAGGUGACAAGACUUCUCAGUGCAGGUAUUCCAGCUACGUACACUUUGGAACAAGCAGCAGCUUACGAGAAGGGCGAGGAUGUGACCGAGGAGGACUCUAACACUACACCAUUGCAUAUUUUGUGUCGCUCGUUGCCGGUUUUUGAGAGUGACUCGAAGCUUGUAGAAGAAGAGGAAAAGGUGGUGCUGGAACUUAUGGACACGUUGUUUGAGUAUGGGGCAGGCUGGAACUUCUUAGACUACGAGGGCAAGCACAUUGGCGAUUUGGUAUUGGAGCGUGGAUACCCGCAGUCGCACAGGAUAUACCAGAGGAUAGUCGAUGCCGGUGUGUCUGCAGAGUUGUUGUUGCGUAAGAUCGACGGCGGUGAGAUUGAGUUCAUCGAUGGGCCAGAUGGGUCCGAUGGGGAAUCGGCUGAGCCAAAAGAACAAGAACUAGCUGCUUCGGGUGCUGAUAAAACUACAAGUUCGGAAUCUGCACCAGCACCAGCUGAUAACGUCGACGACGAUGCUACUGCUGCCGACCAAGCUACGUACUUGAAAACAGAACUAGAGUACACAGACGACGCCUUGGUCACCAAGGAAAACCGUGACGGUGUCAUGAUGGACUGGGAAACAGAUAUCAUGGCCAUGGCCGCCAAGUCGCUCGUCUCAACCGCCUCCCAAGAAGAAGAAGAAGAAUGCAUUGUCCUCAAUAUCGGCUUCGGUAUGGGAAUCAUAGACAAUUUCAUCCAAAACGAGAAAGCCGUUACCAAACACUACAUCUGCGAAGCACACCCAGACGUGCUCAAACGCAUGAAACAGGACGGGUGGUUCGAAAAACCAAACGUCGUUGUCCUAGCCGGAAGAUGGCAAGACCGCCUGAACGAACUCUUGGACCAAGGAAACGUCUUCUUCGACGGAAUAUACUAUGACACGUUCAGCGAACACUACCAAGACAUGCUCGACUUGUACGACGUCGUUGUCGGCCUACUAAAACCACAGGGUACUUUUUCAUUCUUCAACGGCUUGGGUGCCGAUAGACCCGUGUGCUACGACGUCUACCACAAGAUUGUCCAAUUGGACGUGGCUAACUACGGGAUGGAAUGCAAAUACACAAACGUAGACUUGAAGACUUUGCCCAACUGGACAAACGUUAAGAGAUCCUACUUCAAUUGUAACUACUACUACCAUCCAGAGAUCAGAUUUGUAUAG
Molecule: messenger RNA, 1257 nt
Organism: Kluyveromyces marxianus DMKU3-1042
Lineage: Eukaryota; Fungi; Ascomycota; Saccharomycetes; Saccharomycetales; Saccharomycetaceae
Gene: RMT2
Product: protein-arginine N5-methyltransferase
Exons: 1
Coding region: 1-1257 (418 amino acids)
Biological process (GO): peptidyl-arginine methylation
Cellular component (GO): nucleus; cytoplasm
Molecular function (GO): protein arginine N5-methyltransferase activity
Source: RefSeq, a predicted model, not a curated record